Messenger RNA from Toxorhynchites rutilus septentrionalis, 2798 nucleotides. RefSeq lists its product as uncharacterized. The record is from RefSeq and is a predicted model, not a curated record. Bases 83 to 1723 code for a protein of 546 amino acids. The transcript has 4 exons. Lineage: Eukaryota; Metazoa; Arthropoda; Insecta; Diptera; Culicidae.
AUAGUCAUUGCGCUCGUUGUUUAUGCCGGCUCAAUUUCGGAACGUGAUUCAAAAAAAUAUUUGUUGAAAGGCGACUUCCACAAUGAAUGGCUCCUUUUUCGCAAGGAUAAGAUACUUCAUGGGGCUCGGAUGUCGAAAAAGGAAUUUAUCAACCAGAAAUACGCCUACUACGACAGGAGCGACUAGAUUCUUUCUGGGGGCGGCAGGUGGUUUGUUAUCUGGAUGUGUUGUUUAUGAUGGUUUUUACAACGAUUUUGAGAAUGUGGAAAGUGCCCACAGAUUUGUACGAUCACUAAGCAUUGGAAUCAGCAUUUCACUGGAUUACGCCUGGAGUCUGAGGGGAUUGAAUGAUGACGAUCCCCGCCACUCGGAGUUGAUUUCGGAGGUUCAUCAGAGAUCUGCGGAUAAGCUUCUACGGGGCUGUUUGGCUAACGGUGGGUUGUAUAUAAAAAUGGGUCAAGGUGUUGCAGCAUUGAAUCACAUAAUUCCAAAGGAGUACGUACACACGCUGAGGAAAUUGGAAGACAGGUGCCUAACACGCAAGCCAGAUGAAGUACGUAAACUGUUUGAAGAGGACUUCAGUAGGCCCCCCGAUGAAGUUUUUGCCGAAUUUCAUUACGAACCCAUCGCGGCUGCUAGCCUGGCGCAGGUAUUCCGAGCUAUGACCAAAGAAGGGAAGCAAGUUGCUGUUAAAGUUCAGUACGCGGAUCUAAGAAAACGGUUCGAGGGUGACUUGAGGACGAUUCUUUUUCUUCAGGAUUUGAUAGCUGUGCUGCACAAAAAUUAUAAUUUUGGUUGGAUUGCACGUGAUUUACAAGAUAAUCUUAGGGAAGAGCUGGACUUUAUACACGAAGGAAAAAAUGCUGAGCGUUGUGCCGAAGAUUUAAAGAAGCACGAUUAUGUUUACAUUCCCAAAGUUCUCUGGGAGUAUACUAACGAGCGCGUUUUAACAACUGAAUUCAUAGAUGGUUGUAAAAUUAGCGAUCGCGAUGGACUUCGUAAGAUUAAUGCCAAUAUGUCCAAGUUAGAUCGUUCUCUUUUUCAUGCUUUUGCCGAUCAAAUUUUUCGCACCGGCUUCGUUCACGCAGAUCCUCAUCCGGGGAAUAUUUUCGUUCGCCGAGAUCCCUGCUCCGGUAGACCACAACUAGUUUUGCUGGAUCAUGGGCUCUACGGUGGACUGUCUAAGGAAAUUUGUGCCAACUUAUGCCAUUUUUGGGAAGCUACUGUUUUGAAAGAUUACAAGUCGAUGGAAAAAUAUGCUCGAGCUCUGAAUGUGGAGGAUUAUCGUACCUUCGCCGAGAUUCUGUUACAGCGACCAUUGGAGCUGAAAGGUUCGAAUAUGUCCAUUCGAUUGUCAGAGGCGGAUUUAGCGUACAUGACCAAACAAGCGAAAGAGCACUUCGAUAGAGUGAUGAUAACACUAAAAAGCAUGCCGAGGAAUCUUAUAUUCGUUCUGAGAAACUUAAACACCAUCCGGUCAAUCGCUUUCGAUCAUGGAGAUGUCGUGGAUCGUGUCAAAAUAAUGGCUCGAUGUGCAAUUACUUCUCUGAGGCAUAUCAACCAAAGUUUUUUCCAUACACUUUUUCGAAGGAUCAAUUUUGAGUAUCAAUUAUGGAAGUCAUCGUUCCUAUAUUGGUUUGUGAGCAGCUACUUGAGGUUAUUAACUCGAGUUGGCCGAGCGCCGGAUACGUCCCACUUGCUCGAAGUCCACGUAGAAGUUUAAGAAGAGUAUUCUAGGCCGUCCUACUUAGCAUAUGAAAAAAAUUGUGCAUGUUACUAUUAUAGGUGAUAAUAUAUACAGUAUUCAAAUAAAGUUGUUUUUGUUAACCCCUUAGCGUAUUUUUUAAUACGUCACACGUUAAGUGAUUUCACUAUUCUGCUGAACGUUUUAGCGCCCCAUGUUAUGCAAGUAUACCACGAAUGAGACUCGAUGUUGUACGCGAAGGUUUUUUUUUAUUUAUUCCAUUUUUACUAUUCACAAUUCAGCAUUCCUUGUUCUCUAAGUAAACAAUAUUCGUUUACAUUAACGAAGUAAGGUAAUAAGAGACGAAAAAACUCAACCUAAUCUAAACCUAAAGUAAGCAACACCGAUUACCCCCGGUAACUCGGGGUUAGUAACUAACAUAAUACGAACCAGCAAAGCGAAACCCAAUUUAUUCCAGCAGAACCUAGCCGACCUCAGCAGAUGUUCAAAAACCCUUUGAAUUUUUUUUUGAACUUUUCCUUAUUAUUCCACCGUACUUCUCGUAUUCCAUCUUUGAAAUAAUCAAAUAACCAAUGCCCGUCUUACCAAGGGCAACUUUCGACCUGAAAUUUUUUUCAAUAAUCUGUGAAGUAAGCAACUCUUCUGGAUCUUUGAUUUGUAGUUUCAUUCGGGAAUGGAUUACAGACUUGAUCCACGACCAAACAAUGAAGCUGAAUUACCCUGUUUUAUACGAUGUUUUAGUGUGUCGAGUCUACCGCAAAUGCUGCAAAAAGGAGAAUCUAUUCCUGCUAUACGGUGACUAAACAUUUUGCUACGCGUAGGAACUAAGUCGUUAAAUAUUGCAAAUAAAGCCGAUUUUCGAUCAAUGGAGAGAAAGUUUAUACUAAAUUUUUUAUAUAAAAUCUCCCAUUUUGCGUUGGAUAAUUCCAUUUGCAAUUGAGGUUUGGUAACUAUUUCAUUUUGAAGGUGGUAAUAUACAGUAAAUUAUCGAGUUAUCGACAUUCGCGUUUUAACUGGUCCGGCAUGUAAAAUGUCAAAUAAAAUCGCGGGGAACUUCAAUGAAUUAUUUGAUUCGCAAACAAAACAAAAGGAU